UUUGGAGAAGAUCCAGGCCACUCCUUGGAUGUGUGCAGUAAAGGGGUGAAAGGCAAUGGACACAAGUUGCAAUGAGGAAAAUUUCAGGCAGAAAUCAGUGGGGCAAAAAACCAUCGUGAGGGCAGUCAGACCCUGCAACAUAGCAUUUGUGAAACCUCGUUUGUUAGAGAUAUUCAGAGCUUGCCUGGGCAAGGUCCAGAGCAACCUCUCUGACACUGCUGUGAGAAGAGGUUGGCACAGAGAUCUCCCGAGGCUGCCUUUAAUCUGAAUUGUAGGAGGAUGUCACAGAAUCAUAAAAUGGGAGCUGCACAUGAGAUCUGUACCCUGCCAUACCACUCUGGUGCCAUGACCAAAUACCUGGAGCUGCAGAAGCAGCACGUGUAUCUCUGUGAAAGGCUGUAAGAGAGCAUUUUCUGAGUGAACAACAAAGAUAUUUGGAGAGUGAACUUAAAGUGAGAAUCACAGGGUUCAAUCCAGAUAAGAGUCUAUUUAACAAGCCCAGUCUUUCCAAGACAUUGAAUGUUUUCUAUGAUCUGGGUUAGCCUAAGCCAAUGCACACCAAAGUUUCAUGCCCCAUUGUCUGCACCCAGUUCUGCUUUCUGUACUUGAUGUCUGAUACACAUUCAAGCAAGGUUAAAUCUCACCAAAAAACUGUCCUCAAAGAUUGUAAACAUGCAACUUAAGGACUAAUCAAACCCCGCUGCUUCCCAGCAUCCCUGGAGGAUGGGACAGAGAAUCAGCCUACUUACUAGGGUAGUUUAUCUACAAAAGGGAUCCAAACAUAAACAUUUUUCUUUAGCAUAUGAUGCAAAUUUCUCCAGCCUUUAAAUAUAUGAAUCACUCAUUAAUUUUACCUGAGGAAAUAGAGUUCUUCCUAAAACUAAAGGGAAAAGGAGACUCAGUGUUUGUUUCUAGAUAAUUGCCCAAAUCAUGUGCUGUCUAAUAUGGCAAAGACUACUUUAAGAAGCCUUUUUGAUCUUGGAGGUAAUGUCAGAAAUGUUUACAAUCACCUUCUCUGUUCUACUGGAAGAAUUUUGGUAUUACUGAAAUAGGAGAUAUUUUCUUUGUCAGGUUUGAAGACACAGAAACACUGAGGCCCUUAAGGUGGUUUUCUUCAUACCAUGAUAAAAGUGUCUUACAACUCUUCUCCACUAUGAGAAGUUGUGUUUAUUCAGAGUCCAAUACAGGACAGUUGUCCACAAGUUAAUUAUUUAAAUAUUUUUCCCCUCUAAUCAAUAUAUAACUGGAAGAGAGGGAAAUGUUUCCAGGAGGGAACAGUGCCUCCCACGCUGAAGGGCAGAAGUUUUCCUUGAGUAAAUCUAGAUUUCAAAGUCCAGCCUGUCUCCCAGAGCUGCCAGCAUGCCAGCUUACAGGCAGACAGUGGUAGAGAAACACAUUAGUUUUUCAUGCAGGAGGAGAACUGAGCUCAAGAGACAGCAGAUUCACCGCCGAGGAGCAGCCCAGAGCAAUGUCCCUGGCUGGGGUGAGCUGCCUGGUGACAGGGGCAGGAGGGUUUCUUGGCCAGAGGAUUGUGUGCUUGCUGCUGGAAGAAGAGGAGGCUCUGGCUGAGGUCCGGCUGCUGGACAAAGCCUUCAGCGCUGAGGCACUCGGCAGGUUUGAAAAGUUCAAGGGGAAGACUGAGGUGAAAAUCCUGGAAGGGGACAUCCGAGAUGUGACAUUCCUGCACCGUGCCUGCCAGGGCGUCUCCCUUGUCAUCCACACGGCUUCCCUCAUUGACACCCUGGGUCUCAUCGAGAAGAAGCUGCUCUGGGAAGUCAAUGUAACAGGUACUCAGCUGCUGCUGGAGGCAUGUGUCCGCUGUAACGUCCAGCACUUCAUUUACACCAGUACCAUAGAAGUGACAGGCCCAAACUGCAGAGGGGACCCCAUUUUCAACGGGGACGAAAAUACAGCUUAUGAGAGCACAUCCAAAUUUCCUUAUGCCCAAAGCAAGAGACUGGCAGAGGAUUCUGUGCUGAAAGCAGACGGCCAGGUGCUGAAGGAUGGUGGCACUCUGAUGACCUGUGCCCUGAGGUCCAUGUACAUUUUUGGGGAAGGCUGCCCGUUUCUCCAAGGCCAUCUGGAUAAGUGCCUGUUGAACAAGAACAUCUACCUGCGCUUCUCCAGGAAGGAGGCUCUGGUGAACCCCGUGUAUGUGGGGAACAUCGCCUGGGCACACGUGCAGGCAGCCAAAGCCCUCCGAGCCCCGCAGAAAGCUAGGCACGUCAGGGGCAACUUCUACUACAUCUCAGAUGACACUCCUCACAUGAGCUACGCUGAUCUGAAUCACGAGCUGACCAAGGAGCUGGGGUUUGGAAUCGAGCCCCGGCUCCCCAUGCCCCUGACAGUGCUCUAUUACUUCUCGCUGCUGCUGGAGGUCGUCAGCUUCUUGCUGCGGCCCUUUGUCAGAUACGUGCCCUCCACCAACCGCCACCUGGUCACGCUGCUCAACACCCCCUUCACCUUCUCCUACAGAAAAGCACAGCAGGAUUUUGGCUACGUGCCCCGCUACACGUGGGAAGAGGCCAAGCGGGGCACUGGAGAGUGGAUUGCCUCUGUGAUCCCCCAGAGAAGGCUGUACUUGCAAAGCAGCACUGCCUAAGCCUGAAGAGGAGCUGAAACCCAGCUAAGCAAGUAGGGCCUUGAGCCAGAGGAGAGCUGGGAGAGGAGCAGCAGCAGCAAACUACAAAGCAUUUAAAUGAAUACUUUGUGUAAGAGCCCACUGAUACCCCUCACCCCCAACCUCAGAAUAAAUAAAUAAAAGUGAAAUGUUCA
This is a messenger RNA of Motacilla alba alba, 2775 nucleotides long. RefSeq names its product 3 beta-hydroxysteroid dehydrogenase/Delta 5-->4-isomerase-like. Gene Ontology annotation, biological process: steroid biosynthetic process. Gene Ontology annotation, molecular function: 3-beta-hydroxy-Delta5-steroid dehydrogenase (NAD+) activity. Lineage: Eukaryota; Metazoa; Chordata; Aves; Passeriformes; Motacillidae. The record is from RefSeq and is a predicted model, not a curated record. The transcript has 4 exons. The coding region runs from base 1469 to 2602 and encodes 377 amino acids.